Messenger RNA from Penicillium argentinense, 1128 nucleotides. RefSeq lists its product as uncharacterized. The transcript is spliced from 2 exons. The record is from RefSeq and is a predicted model, not a curated record. NCBI's taxonomy places the organism in Eukaryota, Fungi, Ascomycota, Eurotiomycetes, Eurotiales, Aspergillaceae. Bases 1 to 1128 code for a protein of 375 amino acids.
AUGUCGUCGACCGAACGAUCCAGCGCUCGUUUGCGCAAGAAAAACGGAUCGAGGCAGCAACCCUCACUACUGAUCCGACCUGAUGAAGGUGUUCCUGAAGUGAUCGAACUGGAGGACACGGAUGGAUUGAUUGAAUGGAUUCGUGUCGACUCCGAGACUGCCUGGCGUGUUAUCAUGAGACGUCAGGACCGAAUCAAUGAAUUCGAAACUGAACCCGUCGAGAUACGGGAUACUGACACGGAUGCUGACGGAGCUAUGAACACAAACCAAGCCAUUAUGGAACUGGCUGAAAAGAACGCCCGACUGGAAAAUGAGAUUGCCCAGUUAAGGGAACAGACCUCUACUGCUGCCAUCGCCGAGAACUAUGCAGAAGAAUAUGCACAGAUACGUGAGGAGCGUGAUGCUGCAAUCCAUGAACGAGAUGGCGUGUUGACCACUAUGCGCCUGAUUGGAAAGACUCCAGUCCGUGAAUCCCCUGUCCCUUCGACGAUCAGCAACAAAAAAUCGACCAAGAUGCCUGACCCACCAAUGCUGAAUGAUGGAAAGGAUGUGAAAUUCAAGACAUGGAGGAACGAUAUACGUCGCAAGCUACUGCUCAACGAGGACCAUUACCCUACAGCUGCUCAUCAGCUGGCUUAUAUCAAUGUGUUUGAUCAUCUUGAAGGAGUCUUCCAUGAUCCAAACCAAAAACAGGCCGCGCGAGAUGAGUAUCUCACAUUGAAGAUGGAACCAAAGAAACAAGACUUCACUGAUUUCCUAGCCGAAUUCACUUACCUUGCGGAGGAAGCAGAACAGCCAGAGGAACUUCGAAAGGAAGAUCUCUACCGCAAGUUUCCAGUGUCACUACAGAACCAGGUGAUGGCGGAAGCAGGAGAUAAUGAUGUUUCAUUUGAGAAGUUUGUCAGAAAGUGUCAAAUCAUCACACGCCUGGUUAACCAGCAGUUUGCAAGUCGCACUGCGAACGUCAAUGCAGGUGGUAAUCGAGGACGAACUGCUCCGAACACAAGCACGAAGGGCACUUCAUCUGUGAAUAAAAAUACAGGAACUUGGAAACAGAUGGAUGAGGAGUGCGCUCCUAAAGCAAGUAAAGUGUUACAGCUGCAAGGAAUCCGGUCAUCUUUCUCGUGA